AUGGCAACGCAUCCAGGGAGAAUGGCUAGGGGAACGGUGGUGUACAUUCCUGCAAUUGCUGCGAACUUAAUCCAGGCAGGCGAGCAGAUCCCUGGUGCUGUUAUCCAACCAGCAGGGGCAGGACAAUACAUGCCAUAUGUUGGCCAGCAGGUUGGAAGCCCCAGCAACCAACCUCAACACGUGAAGACAUGGGAAAAACUCCUCAAAAUGGAGACCAAGACUCUGGGGGUAAGUGUGUCAGAUCUGCUCACAUUUAGGUGCAUCGUGAGCAGUCUGUUUUUCUAGAAAAAGAGGUGAUGGAACUCACCAUGAACAUCUCCCUUUUUCUCUUAUACAGUCGUGCCUUGGAAGUCGAACGGAAUCCGUUCUGGAAAUCCGUUCGACUUCCAAAACGUUCAGAAACCAAAGCAUGGCUUCGGAUUGGCUGCAGGAUGAUGGUGCCAAAAAUAUAAUAGGAAGGAUAAUAAGACAUUUUUACAUAGAAAUUGGUUCAGAAAGGUGGUGCCAAAAGAGAUAAUCCAGAUCAGCCUUCCCAGACAGCCCCAGACAGCAUGGUCAGUGAUCAGGGGUGAUGUGAGUUCUAGCCCAAAAUAUCCAGAGGGCAAGAAUUUGAGGAAGACUCAUACAGAUUAUUCUCAGAUUUUCUAUGAAUUCAAGAUGCUUGCCCCUAUUGGCUGACUCAGUGACUGAUCGACUGGGGCAUGGGGACACUGAGAUGGACAUUACAGGAGUUCUUAACAAGUCAGCUAGUAGUCUAAGGGAGAAGAUUACUUCCUCACCCCCAAACAGAGGGGGAAUAGUGUAUUCCCAAAAGUGAUUGAAUUACUCCCAUAUUAAUUCAAAAUAGGAAUUUUGAGACACUUAUUUCUAAAUGAUUGCUAGAAAACACAUCUGAAGGGGGGCUCCUGCAAAAUAUGGGUCCCUCUAUCAGUUGAGGUAAUGGCAAGUCAUCCAUAAAGUUUAGCACACAUUUACAUAGGUUUAUGGCACUGAUUACUAUAUGUAAGUGAGAUAGUUGAAAAUAUAUUCCUGGAUAUGGGGAGCAAAAACUGUAGACAAAAUGUUUAAGGCUCAUAGAAGCCAAUGGGUAAAUAGGUGGCAAUUUCAGGGAACUUUUCUGGGACCAGGAAAAAUUCUUAAAAGUUCUGGUUUUGCACUAAUGGAAAAUUCAGGUUUGCAAAUGAGCAUCACUCUGUGUAUCAGUUUUACAGAUCUAAUCAGUUCAUUUCAAACAUAGCCAGUCUGUAGCAAUGCCAAUCCUAUGCAUGCUUAUACUGAUUUCCUCCCUUCUCUUUCUGGCUUGUGUUUGUUACCUCAUAAUGAGGCAGAUACUAGUCCCAAUAUUAGUCUGUCUGGCUAUAAUCUAAUGCCUUUCUCUGAAUUCCUCUCACCCCACCUUUAUGCAGCCUAUAUAUCUAUAUGCACAUGGUGUUCUCUCUAGCCUCUUGAGAAGUUAUCUUUUUUUUUUAAAUUUAUUUACCCAAAGGAAUAAACAGACCAAUCUUUCUGGAUGUUUUUCACAUUGUGCUAAUGAGUAAAAAUUCAUGUUUUUUGAAGAACGAGCAGAAUUAUUUUACCUUGUUUGCACAUUUUCUUCCCAUAGACUGUCCAGAUCUUAAUUGGAUUAAUGCAAAUCGGCUUUGGAGCGCUCCUACUUUUUCUUAUUGGUCACUCCUAUAUAUCUUUUGCUGCUGUUGGAGGUUAUCCAUUUUGGGGUGGAGCAUUUGUAAGUAGUAUUUCAAUUACCUUUGAGAGCCAUUGUUUUUCUGUGUUUCUGAUUAUGAAUCCAGAGUUUUGAAAGGGUAUCUAUUUUCUAACUUAUCAAGCUGUUGACCUUUCGUAUGUAGAGAAUGAGUGAUUGGUGUGACUAAUCUACACAAUAAAAUAAAGAGAGAAGAGGUACUAUUAUUUCAUUAUAACUCAGUUUUUUUCUCAAUUGAGAGUAUGUUUUGGAUUUUUUGAAGUGAGCUGCAGUUAAACACAUAUUUUUUCCCCUUGUUUUGUACAGUUCAUUGUUUCAGGAAGCAUGUCGAUGUCAGCAGAGAAACAUCAAACACGCUGUCUGGUGAGAGAGAAAGAUCAAUAACAGUCAAUCUUAAUGGCUGGGAAGCACUAUUGAUCAUGCUACUGAUAGUAAAGGAGAAAUAUUAAUUUAUUUAGCAGUAAUGAUAAAUACAGCUUCAUUUAUGUGUGACCCUAAAAUUCUGCAUGCCCCGCAAACCAAUGCCAAAGUUUUGUGCUAGCUUUGUGCUGUUUUCUGCUGUGAACCCCGCAUUUUGUGCUGCCCCCCAAACCGAGUAACUGACAAAGUAAAUUGGGCUCACAAGUUAAUGCCAAAAAGUACAACUUGUUGAAUUGACUCCAAACAGGUGCCAAUGUUUUGUGCUAUUUUUGUGCCAUUUUGUGCUGCAAGCCCACGUUUUGUGCCACCCCCUAAACUGAGUAAUAGACACUCAAACCGGGGUCACAAGUAAAGAGCUAAAAUACCCAAACUGUUUGACUCCAAAGUCCAAACCAGUGCCAAAGUGUUGUGCUGGCUUUGUGCCACAAACCCAAAUGGCCUGGCCAAAUUUGCCUCACUUUUUCGUCUUGCAUGUUGAUUGCUGCACCUGGGCUUGACCCUCACCUUCUCCUCAAGCUAGCAAGCCCCACCUGGGCUGUGGGUCCUGGCCUGCCUUAGCCUCCUGGGGCAUACCUCCCACUGCCCCCUAUGCCUCAGGGCCCACCUUGUUCUGGCCUGAGACCUGUGGCUGUGAGUCUCGCCUGACCUGUCCCCUGCCUGGCAGGCAGGCCAUGUCCAUCUGGCCUAGGAGGGCAGCUGAGACCCAGACUGACUGAUGAAAUACAACUGAGGCAGCUGAACGGACCUUGGGGUUGGGGUAUGCUUCCAUGGCUCCAACUAUCUGAAACGUUUAAACUGUUUUUAACUGUUCUGAUACUUUUAAUUUAGUGUUUAACGGGGGUGGGUGUCGUUUUACUUGGGGUAGGGUGGGGUUGUCUUAAAUUGCUUUUAAAUUGUGAUAUGCUUUUAUGUUAAUUUGUAUUUGUGUUUUUAGUUCACUGCCACCACAGUGCCAUCAGCCACUUCGGUUUUUCUCUGGGUUUAAAUGACCCUUGAGGAAAACUCCAAUACAGCUUGAAAUUCAGGCUACUUGCAGAACAGGUGCUUUGCUUCUCAUGGACUGAGAGUGACUCUAUUUGUUGGAUAAAUUGAUUUACGUUGCUUUGCAUUGCCCUAGGCAACAUAAAGCAAGUAAGAAAGUCAGUCAGUAAGUAAUAAAUGAUUUGUCUUUUAGGAGACCUGCAUUCUGUCUCUGUAAUUUUUAGUAGACUGGCUCUUUGACUGUCUGUUUCAGGCGAAAUGCAGUGUGGGAAUGCACAUCACAAGCUCUGUAAUGUCAGCAGCUGGCACCAUUCUAUAUAUAAGUGAUCUGGCUUUCAAUCGAGGCAAUCCUUAUUAUUGGUCACAGGUAAGUGAAUGCAGCAUUCCGUGCAGAACUUCUUUUCUGGGUAGCAUCCAAGAAGGGCUCAAUUCAAAGUGGUUGUUUCGACCUUAUGCAGCUCAGGUCACCAGUUCCUCAAGGACCACACCUCCCCAUACGAAUCCAGACCCUGUGAUCAUCAUCUGAGGUCCUGCUCAGUGCACCCCCUCCAUGGGAGGUUUGGAGAGUAGCAACACAUUAGCAGGCCUUUUCAGUGGUAGCUCCCCACUUUUGUGGGAGGCUCAUCUGGCACCCUCUUUGUCCAGUUUUAGGAGCCAGACAAAUCUCGCACCCUCUUUGUCCCUUAGUUUGAAGGGUUUUUAAUAUCUGCAACUUCCUUUGACUGGGCAGGAUCUGCCAGAGCAGUCUUUUAUUUGUACAGAUGUGUUUGUUUUUUAGGUUUUUGUUUAUUCUGUUUAUUGUAAUUGAUUUUCGCAUAUCAAUUGUGUUUGUAAGUUGUUCUGAGUCACUUUUAUGAGUAAAGCAGCGAAUAAAUAAUAGAAUAAGAACAAGAACGCUAACAGUAAUAUGCAGUGCUUUUUUCUGGGGGGGGGAUGCAGGGGUACGCAUACCCCUAAACAUUUUGUGAAUCUAGGUUUGGCAUCAUUGAGGGGCAGUAUUUCAAUAUGGGUAUGAAAAUGAGAGUACCCCUAAACAUUUUUUUAGAAAAAAAGCACUGGUAAUACAUAUAAAGAGAUGGAAAAACCCACACACAGAGUUAUGCUUGCAGUUCCCACUGCCAAAGAGACCAGCUACUAUUUAAUCUUAAAGCCAACUAAUCUCUUCAGCAGUGGUAACCAAAUCAUUUAAAUAAUGCAGAUGGAAUCCAGAAAGAAAAUAAAGCCUGGUUACAUUUUACUGACGAAACUCAGCAGCAACAAUAAUUUGAGGAGAAAUAAACAGGGGUUUUCUCUUUGUUACUUCAGGCCUCAUUCAUAGCAGAGACAUUCAAACAAACAUGCAGAGGAAAAGCUCCCUCAGAAAUACACAGCCAAUCAGGGCAUAUACUACCUCAGCAAAUAUCAUGCCACUCUGCCUGGUUGCUAAGCAACAUCUCUACCACCCCCUCUUAGCUAGUUGAGUUUAACAGUAACAGAAUUACGGUAAUCCUUGAGUUGCACAUGGAAUGAUUUCUGCCGUUCUCCUUCCAACAAGUUCUAAGUGAAAAUAGCAAGCAAAGCUGAACCAUCAGAACCAUCUUGCUCCCAGAGUGGCUUAUAGGUCAGUGAAGGCAACACCUCCUCUGCCCUCAGGCUUAGAACAUCAAAAGACAUAAUACAAAUUUUAAAAGGCUAGAGAGGGGAGAGGGAUACACCAACUGAGGUGCCAGAUCCUUAAUGUUAACAAGGUUAUUAUAAUAAUCAACUAGAAUGGAAAUACAUUGCCUGCUGUUUCAGAAAACCUUUUGCUACCAGGAACCUAUUUUCUCAUGGUUGCACAUCUAAGGAAUCCAACAACAGGUCUACUGGCAGUUUUGUUGUGCAAGAGCUUGUGCUAGUUAGCACAGUGUUAGAUGCAGCCAGGGCUUCUUUCAGCAGGAACUCACUGGAACUGAGUUCUGGCACCUCUCUGGAGGACGCCAUUGGCAUUCUCAGAGAACAAGGGAGAAGUUCAUGGUGAGUUCCAGCACCUCUUUUUCUAGAAAAAUAGCACUGUGUGCAGCAUUAUAAUUCCCCACCCCAAUACAGUAGGUUUUCCCAUCUAUGUCAGGCAUAACUCAUGACCCUUUCCAAGGCAAAUUUUUCACUUACAUCUUCAACUCAGUAGGGUCCAGAAGAUGGUUACUUGCACACUUUCUAAUGUUGUGGCUGAGUUAGCUACAAGGGCUGAGAGAGAGAUUAAAGGUACUUCUUUUAUUUUGCAGAACAUAGGCUUUGGUCUCUCUUUCCUGCUCCUCUUGUUCAGCUUGCUGGAGUUCUGCAUCACCGUUCUGAUGUCACACAUUGGGUGCCAGGAGAACUUCUAUAAUCUUGAGACGGUAAGCGCUUGAUAACUUGCUUGGAGUUUAAGCAGAUCUUAUUGAGGAUCCCAAGGAAAACUUGACUUUUCAUUUCCCAUGUUUAUAUAUUCUAGCCUUUAAGGAGUGGCAUGGGUCUCUCUCUCUCUCUCUCUCUCUCUCUCUCACACACACACACACACACACACACACCCUGGAGCCUUCAUUACAUAUCUUUAGGCGCCAGGCAAAAACAUUUCUCUAUGACCAGGCGUCUGGCUGAUUAACAUUCUAUGGCCUUUUAAAUGUGUUUGUGGGAUACUGGUUUGUUUUUGUGCCAUUUGUAUUCUCAUUUUGUUUUUAAUAAAUAUAUAAUAAAAAUAAAUCAAGUAAAUAAAUAUUAACAUGGUGGUGUAGACAUUAACGGAAAAUGCAGUGAGGUCAUCCCCCCCCAUUGCAUUAUGUGCUAGAAAUGGGGUGAGGAUGUAUUCAUUCAAUGCACAUUACCUGCUCGGUUCCCCCACACCUGCAAUUCCUGUUCACUAAAAGCUGUCACCUGCACAUGUACUGUCAUCUGUGCAUGCACAUUGGCUAUUACAAAUGUAUACACCUUAAUUUAACUGUGGCUUACAUUUUCCAGUCAGAUGGAUUUGAGGGAAAACACGCCAAACACCAGCAUUUUUCAAGAAACUAUACAGGAUAGAUAUGGAUUGUGGUUAAUGUCAUGUGACCAUGGCUUCAGACACCAGCAGUGUGAGCACUCUGGAGCCAGAGUAAAUGGUAAUGCAUACACAGCCGAUAGGUCUCCCCAGUCCUAGUGCAAUACUGUAACCAUUACACCUAAAUUACUUUGUACAGAACUGUGAUAGAGCAAACUUAAGGGCAAACUCACACAAAACAGAAACCAAAAUGUAUUAAGGUAAUCCAUCAUGAUGACAAAGGUAAUAGCAACGACAAGAAAAGUACAGUGGUACCCCUGGUUGCGAACGGGAUCCGUUCCGGAGCCCCGUUCGCAACCUGAGCAGAACGCAAUCUGCGCGUGUGUGGGUUGUGAUUCGCCGUUUCUGCGCAUGCGUGUGAUGUCAUUUUGAGCAUCUGCGUAUGCACGAGCGGUGAAACCCAGAAGUAACCCGUUCCAUUACUUCUGGGUCUCCACGGGACACAACCUGAAAACGCUCAACCUGAAGCGUCUUUAACCUGAGGUAUGACUGUAUUUCUAAUACUGAAUUUCUGAAUUUCAAUGUUGCAGGCAAUGGUUUUUGUGCCAAACUCUGUCAGCAGUGAUGCCUUGAUUCCCUCAGAAAACAAUCUUGCUCCUCCACGCUAUGAUCCUAUGGAUUUUUCUCCAAAUACAGCAUAA
Messenger RNA from Podarcis lilfordi (Lilford's wall lizard), 6778 nucleotides. The record is from the annotation of a GenBank genome assembly. NCBI's taxonomy places the organism in Eukaryota, Metazoa, Chordata, Lepidosauria, Squamata, Lacertidae.